CCCUCUCCUGGCAAGGACGCCACUUCCUGAAAGCCGCUGCGCCAUCGGGAGAAGGACGAGCGGCGGGAGGUUGCUGUUGUCAUUGACUUGGUUCCCGCAGCCAUGUUGGCAGCACGAUUGGUGUGCCUUCGGGCUCUCCCCGGCAGCAGUCUGCGCUCUGCCGUCGCUCAGAUUUCGCCCACCGUGAGAAAUUCCUCCCUCAAUUCCUCCCUCAAGACCAAACAAUGGCUCAUGCAGCCUUACCAGGGAUAUUCCUCCAGGGUUCGGACAGGGAUACGCCAAAGGAAAACUGGUCAAGAAGUGAAAGAAGCAGCUUUUGAACCCUCAAUGGAAACGGCCUUUAAAAUUCACCAGGCAGGACGAUGGGUCGUGGCCGGGGGCGCUGCUGUCGGUCUCGGCGCUCUCUGUUAUUAUGGGCUGGGCAUGUCCAAUGAAAUCGGCGCACUGGAAAAAGCUGUGAUUUGGCCCCAGUAUGUGAAGGACCGGAUUCAUUCCACUUACAUGUACUUUGUCGGAAGCAUAGGCUUGACCGCCUUGUCUGCAGUGGCCGUCAGCAGAACUCCUGCCAUGAUGGGGCUCAUGAUGAAGGGUUCCUGGCUGGCCAUCGGUGCCACCUUUGCAGUGAUGAUUGGAGCUGGCAUGUUGGUUCGAUCCAUAGAUUAUGAAGAGAGUCCGAUCCCCAAACACCUGGCAUGGAUGCUGCACGCAGGUGUUAUGGGUGCCGUGGUGGCUCCUCUGACUCUCCUUGGCGGCCCCCUCCUCAUCCGAGCUGCUUGGUACACGACCGGCAUUGUGGGAGGCCUUUCCGCCGUGGCCAUGUGCGCCCCCAGUGAGAAAUUUCUGAACAUGGGAGCCCCGCUGGGCGUGGGCCUGGGGCUGGUGCUUGUUUCCUCCGUGGGAUCCAUGUUCCUGCCUCCAACUUCCAUCUUGGGUGCUGGCAUGUACUCGGUGGCCGUUUAUGGAGGGUUGGUGCUUUUCAGCCUGUUCCUGCUUCACGACACCCAGCAAGUUAUCAAACGUGCGGAGAGUCAACCAUACCUGGUGGUCGGAAUGCGGAAAUACGAUCCUAUCAACGCGUGCAUGGGCAUCUAUAUGGACACCCUCAACAUCUUCAUCAGAGUCGCUACCAUGCUUGCAGGCGGUGGUGGCAGGAAGAAGUAGAUGCAGCUGCACUGAUGGGUCACCAGUCAGUUUCUCUGCUUAGCGCAAACUCGAAUAAAAUGUUUGUUGCGUCCAAGCAACUUUCAUGUAGAAGUUUGACAUUCUAAGCCCUCGGUCUCAAAAUUCUUCUUGGUCAGCAUGACUUAGGUCUUGGUUUCCAGUUGUAAUUUGUAAAGCAUCCAGUGGUAACUAGUUUGCACGUGCCACUCAAAUCACUUUACUCGGGUUGGAGAGGUUUUUGAAAUGGAAGAGAAGUUCAUAUCAGUAGAUUUAUAUCUCUAGCAGUUGCUACGUUUGCUUCUACUUUCCAAAGGGGACUCCCUGCCACUCUGCUCAGGCCUGGAAGACCAUUUAUACUCUUUAUCAAGAGCUGAAUUCAGCUGUGGAUUCAGAAACUACAAAAAUAUUAUUUAAAUGGAAAUUGCUACCUGCAAUUGGCUUCUUUUGGAAGAGGCCUCGUGGUGGGAAUAGGAUGUAGCGAAGGAAGAGGGUGGAAGCAGAGCAAAGCGUUCUUUUGCUCUGCCCCAAACUCCAGAUGGACCCUCAUCUUCAGCCACUUUUUUUUUCUCAAAAUCCUCUUUGGCUGGUCCGUCCUUUUGACAACUGGAUAGGGAUUUCUGAAAGAAUAUUAAGCAGGACUCUUUAUUUAAUUCCAGAAUUGUAGGCUGGGGGAAAAUAAUUAUGUAAAUCUACAAGGGAGAAAAUAAAUACAAAAUAGUGUGAAGCUCCCAGCUUCUGUGAUGCUCUCGUUCUUUCACAGAUAACAGCAAUUCUGUGAUGUAUAGUUAUCGGGUCUUACUAAAUAAAGUCCUUGCACAACAA
Molecule: messenger RNA, 1983 nt
Organism: Thamnophis sirtalis
Lineage: Eukaryota; Metazoa; Chordata; Lepidosauria; Squamata; Natricidae
Gene: GHITM
Product: growth hormone inducible transmembrane protein
Cellular component (GO): mitochondrial inner membrane
Source: RefSeq, a predicted model, not a curated record